AUGGCGCGCAAGAACCAAUGGCGAGACGAUAUGCACGAUCCGGAGGCCCUAGAGACAACCAGUUACGAUGCUUUGCCUCUGAGAAUCACGCAAUACACCCUGCCUGUCUAUGGCUAUGACAAUUAUUUCCUCGGAAGUGAUAACUUCGAAAUAGUUAUUAUCAGGCGCUGGCCCAUGAUGAGGUUAAUAUGCCCGAUUCGACUGCUCCCCAGUCACCACCUGGCCCGCCGAAGCUGUGUUGCCGGGUUCGCGAUCAUCGACGAGGAGAAGACCCGAGAUCUGGAAGCGCUAGAAGCACUUCCACAUAAAGCUAUCAUUAAUGUCACUGCUCGGUACCUUGCUAUCGAAAUGAAGGAUAUGGCCAACCAGGACCAAGACCUUGGAUCCAAUGUCGGCUCCAAGGCAGACUUCGGCUCCAAAGCCGACGGCCUAGCUGAGCAAGACCUCCCCAACAUUCCACAGUUAUCACCCUCCGUUGCCAACGAGAUCGUUGCCAUGUUCGAUAGACCUUUCACUGUUUCUAACGGUGAAAAGAAUCAGAGAGGCAAUCCAUAG
This is a messenger RNA of Anthostomella pinea, 555 nucleotides long. The record is from the annotation of a GenBank genome assembly. Lineage: Eukaryota; Fungi; Ascomycota; Sordariomycetes; Xylariales; Xylariaceae.